UCUGUUUCGACACGAGACCAAGUUGUGUUGCACCGGGUGUAACCAACCAGCUAACCGUUAGGCUAGUUAGAUGUAGCUAGCAACCUUUAGAUUGUUGACGGCGUACGCAGCUUUAGAAUGAACACUAUACACACGAUUAUCGAGGGAUACUAAUGAAACUCGUUUGUGUAGCUUUGUUUUCUGAUCACACUACUACGGUCGUCGACUUCGCCGGUCUCUUGGUUUUCAUCAUUAACUUUAGCUGUUUCGUGUAGCUCAGAUCGCUAGUUAGCCUCUUCAGCUAGCUAGGUACAGUAGCGUAUGGGUGUCAAAGUUAGCCGUGACUUCACCGGGUGUCUGGUUGCCUGAUCUCACAUUUCGGACACGUCAAGGUUCCUCAAAUCUGUCUCUUGGUUUUGGGGGCAGUUAUGUCGGAGUCCAAGACCCCCACUCCCACUCCUGCUGGUGACACAUACAAAGGAUGGGUGUUCAAGUGGACAAAUUACAUCAAGGGUUAUCAGCGGAGAUGGUUUGUCCUGAGCAAUGGGCUGUUGUCAUACUACAGGACCCAGGCAGAGAUGGGCCACACGUGUCGAGGCACAAUCAACUUGGCCACAGCAACUAUCACGGUGGAUGACGCCUGCAACUUUGUUAUCUCCAAUGGGGGGGCACAGACCUACCACCUGAAGGCCAGCUGUGAGGUGGAGCGCCAACGCUGGAUCACUGCCCUUGAGUUGGCCAAAGCCAAGGCAGCUCGCAUGCAGGCUGAGUCAGAUGACUCAGGGGAUGACUUUUCGCCAUCAUCCCCACCAGUGGCACCUGGACAAGGUGGUGGGUCACAAAAUUCAGAAGUCCAGUCUGCUCUCAGAACACUAGGCAGCAAAGUGGAGGAUCUCAGCACUUGCAAUGACUUAAUCUCAAAGCAUGGUUCAGCCCUCCAGAGGUCUUUAUCAGAACUGGACAGUUUACGUCUAACUGGAGAGGCGGGGGACAAGAUUCGUCAGGUGACAGAGAGGGCCACGCUGUUCCGCAUCACCUCUAAUGCCAUGAUUAACGCGUGCAGAGACUUCCUUGCGCUGGCUCAGGCCCACAGCAAGCGAUGGCAGAAGGCCCUUCAAGCAGAACGGGACCAGCGAGUGAGGCUGGAGGAGACUUUAGAACAACUUGCCAAGCAGCACAACCACCUGGAGCGAGCAUUCAGAGGGGCUGCACAGGCUAAUGCUACUGCAGACAACAAAAGUGCUGCUGGACCCGGAAAAGGUGAGGCCAGUGAUGAGGACGACGACAAUGAGUUCUUUGAUGCCAUGGAGGAGGCGCCGGAGUUUAUCACUGUACCUGCAGACCCACAGUUUCACAAAAGGUCAAGCAGUAACAUCAGCGGUUUCAACAGCGAAAUGUGUUCUGAUGAUCAGUCGCUUAAUGAGGAGCCUCUAGCGAUGAACCAGGAAUCUCCCUCUCAGGAGUUGGUGCCAUUGAAGAAGAGGCGAACACGCAUUCCGGACAAACCCAACUAUUCUCUCAAUCUGUGGAGUAUCAUGAAGAACUGCAUUGGCAAAGAGCUGUCCAAGAUCCCGAUGCCUGUGAACUUCAACGAGCCCAUUUCCAUGCUGCAACGAUUGUCUGAGGACCUCGAGUACCACGAGCUGCUGGAUAAGGCCUCCAAGUGCCAGAGUUCGCUGGAGCAAAUGUGCUACGUGGCCGCCUUCUCCGUGUCCUCCUACUCUACCACCGUCCACCGCACAGGCAAGCCCUUCAACCCCCUGCUGGGAGAGACGUACGAGCUGGACCGCCGGAGAGAGAGCGGCUACCGCUCCCUCUGUGAGCAGGUGAGUCACCACCCCCCUGCAGCAGCGCAUCAUGCGAUCUCUGAUCGUGGCUGGACUCUGAGGCAGGAAAUCACUGUUGCCAGCAAAUUCAGAGGCAAAUACCUCUCCAUUAUGCCUUUAGGCACAAUUCAUGCCAUCUUUGAAAAGGGCAACAAUCAUUACACAUGGAAGAAAGUUACCACCACAGUGCACAACAUCAUUGUGGGAAAAUUAUGGAUCGAUCAGUCAGGAGAGAUAGAUGUAGUGAACCACACCACCGGAGACCGCUGCCACUUGAAGUUUGCUCCUUACAGCUACUUCUCCAGAGAUGUGGCCAGGAAGGUGACAGGGGUGGUGAUGGACAAGGAUGGAAAGGCCCACUAUGUGCUGUCAGGCACGUGGGAUGAGAAGAUGGAAUUUUCCCGGGUGAUGCAGAGCAGCCGAGGAGGGGAGAACGGCGCUGAGGGCAAACAGAAGACUGUCUAUCAAACCCUCAAAGCCAGAGAGGUGUGGAGGAGGAACCCAUUGCCUGAGGGAGCAGAGACCAUGUACUACUUCACUGCCUUGGCACUCACCCUAAACGAGCCUGAGGAGGGUAUUGCGCCCACCGACAGCCGGCUCCGGCCUGACCAGCGCCUUAUGGAGGAUGGCCGCUGGGACGAGGCCAAUGCUGAGAAGCAACGGCUGGAGGAGAAGCAACGCAGCGUCCGUCGGGAGAGAGAGAGGGAAGCUGCCAGCCAACGCACCUCCAGCCAGUCAGAAGAAGCUGUCGAUGAGGACUCUCUUACUGAUCCCUCACUAAAAAGUGCACCUCAUGAGAACUACCAGGCACGCUGGUUUGAGCACUGUGAGGACCGGAUCACAGGUGAGCUAGUCCAUAUUUAUAAGGGAGGCUACUGGGAAGCCAAGGAUCGUGGCAUCUGGGAGGGCUGUCCAGAGAUAUUUUGACCUCUGCAUUGACUGCAAAGUGCCCUGAAGAGACUGAUCCAUCAAAGCCGCCUGGUGGACAGCUACUCAAAGAAAGGCUUGUCCCCCACUACCACUUGGACGGCUGCCUUCCUCCAGUGACUCUCUGUUCUAAGAGAUCUCCAAGACCGUCUCUGCUGUCUGAACCAGAGGGGGAGUGGGGGUUUUCCCUCUGGCCUCCCUUACCUCAUUUUGGUUCCUGUCUCCUUGAGUUUCCUUGUUGCUGUCACACAUCAUAGAGGAAUGGAAUAAAAAUAUUUGUGCUGCAGGUCAGGCCAAGCACAACAAGGAGAAAAUGAAAUAGGCAGUGCUUCCAAAUCUACAGUAGAUCAUUCUUUUAGUCUCUCUGCUCAAGUCUGUUCAGUCUCUCAGACCAAGAGUGGAAGAGGAUUUGUGCUGAUAACACCCUGUGAGAUAAUGUCGUGUACCUAUUGUCACCCACAGCAUUGUGAGCUUUGGUAAUAACUCUAAAAAAAAGGGGUAAGACCUGGUUAAUAUAUACAUUUACAUAUAUAUAUAUAAAUAUGAUUAAAAUAAUUUCAUUAAAAUGUUGCUUGGUGGCCUUCAAGACGUUAGCGAGGAUUUCUUGUUUCUCUCUCUGAUUUAGUGUCUUAAUGUAAUUACGUGAAGGUUCUGGUGUGCUUGUGUGUGUGUGACUGCAUAUCUGCUCUUCCAUCAUUUUACGACACUGCCACUGCAGUUAAAAAAGGAAAAAAAAGAAAGAAAAAAAGAUUGUCCAAAAUACUGGUUGAACCUCCACACUGUCAUGUCUUAGAGUUAGAAGAGAUUUUUUUCCCCCUCUACAAAAGCCUGAUUGAAAUUGCAAUGGUGGAAAUUUUGAUGUGGCUACAUGGCCUGGACACACUUUUUCGUCGCCUUAAAAAUGAGCACCCUGCUCAUUUCUCACUUAUAUUUACAUCACACCUGAGUAUAUAUGAUGCUGACACUUAGAGUGGCUGGCUUCUUGUACAAACUUGAAAACUUUGAAGAAAUAUCUGGAUGAAGACUACAGAGCUGCAAAAUGGCAAAAUGCUUGUUCCAGUGCUGAGAAAACCUCACAUUAGUGCAGUUUUAUUCAAUAACAAAUAAUGAGUUGCCCCCAUUUCACAGGAUUGGAAUAAUGUGUAGCCAUUUUGUGGAUAAAGUGAAUGGUAACUAAGUUACUUUGCAGCAAAAAUUAUUUUAAAAAGUAUGGGAUUCUUUGUGACAAAUGAGUAAAGAAAACACAUGUAAAUGCAGUGAUGAUAAUAAAUGCCACAUCUUUGUAUCUGCUGAAGAGUUCAUACAUAUGCAAGAAAAUUUUGAAACCAAAAACAUGGGAUGUAAUAUGUGUGUGUGUGUGUGUGAAUUUCAUAAUUUUGUUUGUAAGUGUACUUAAAAAUGAAGAAUAAAUAAAGAAGCAUUGCAAAUAAGUAUGAUUUUAUAAAUGUAUAGAAAUUCAUAUUAUAGUACAGAAAACUGUAAGGUAGUUUUUUUUUUUCUUGUAUUUUUGGUUCCUCAUAUUAUUGGAAGAGGACUGUCUUGAUUUUCAGAAAAUGAGGGAGUUUCCACACUUCAAUGAGGAGACAUCAUGUUGUUCAGUAUUUUGUAUUAACAAGAAAAAGAAUCUGUAAUAAACAAAUGCUGUGAUGUCACACAAAUAGCCUUUCAUCCUGUCCUUCAGUCUACCAAUAACUAUUAAUUAGGUAACACAAUUAAAGAAUUGCCAAAUCA
Messenger RNA from Scatophagus argus, 4463 nucleotides. RefSeq names its product oxysterol-binding protein 1-like. Bases 408 to 2732 code for a protein of 774 amino acids. Gene Ontology annotation, cellular component: membrane; cytosol; intracellular membrane-bounded organelle. Gene Ontology annotation, molecular function: sterol binding. NCBI's taxonomy places the organism in Eukaryota, Metazoa, Chordata, Actinopteri, Scatophagidae. The transcript is spliced from 17 exons. The record is from RefSeq and is a predicted model, not a curated record.